AUGAGCAACUACCAGCCGGUCCCGACCUCCGGCGCCCACCCCGACGUCCCCGGCGCGGGGUACCCGCUCGCGGUGGAAUGGAGCGACGGCCUCGGCGGAUGCUUCGCGGACUGCGGCGUGUGCUGCAUGGGGUGGUGGCCGCUCGGAUGCGCGCAGCAUCUCUUCGCGACGAACGUCCGCGCGGAAGGCAGCGAGCCGUACUCCAGCGCGUUCGUGAAAGCGUUGGGUUUAACGCUCGUGUUCCCGACGUUGACGUCCGCGAUCGCGACGACGUCCGCGACCGCCGCGCAGGCGAUGAGCCCGCUCAACACGAUCGCGCACUGCGUCUUCGCGUGCUACGGGAUGGCGCACCGACAAGAGAUGCGACGACGGUUUAACAUCCGAGGGACGGACUGCUGCUGCGACUGCUGCGCGUGCGCGUGCGACGGGAACUCGGAGAAGACGGACGACUUCUGCGUCUACCUGUGGUGCGCCGCGUGCGCGAUAUGCCAGGAGGCGAGACACGUUCGGAGGUACUCGUUGGGCAUCCGCGCGAGGCGCGGCGGCGGCGGCGGGAUGAGCGCGGGCGGGAGCGGGUACGGGCCCGUCGGCGGAGCGCACGGCGCGAUGGACGUCCCCGUCGCGACGGUGAUCCGACAGGGGAACAUCUCCCCGGGGAACACGUCCAAGAACGCGUGAGCGAAGACGCGGCGCGAUCGACGCCGGCGUUCAGGGUACGCGAUCGUCGCGCGCGACUCGUUUGUAAAACAAAAGAAUUGAUGGCAU
Molecule: messenger RNA, 765 nt
Organism: Micromonas pusilla CCMP1545
Lineage: Eukaryota; Viridiplantae; Chlorophyta; Mamiellophyceae; Mamiellales; Mamiellaceae
Exons: 2
Coding region: 1-678 (225 amino acids)
Source: RefSeq, a predicted model, not a curated record